Molecule: messenger RNA, 4464 nt
Organism: Archocentrus centrarchus (flier cichlid)
Lineage: Eukaryota; Metazoa; Chordata; Actinopteri; Cichliformes; Cichlidae
Product: AN1-type zinc finger protein 5
Exons: 6
Coding region: 298-1062 (254 amino acids)
Molecular function (GO): DNA binding; zinc ion binding
Source: RefSeq, a predicted model, not a curated record
CGCCAAUUGUUGUCUUCUGCGGACAAACUCAGACUGGCAACUGGGAGUUGUUCGGCUGAACUGCAAGCAGUGUAGUUUAAACGUUUGCCAACCCGUCGCUAAUAACGUUUUCGAUGUGAUUUUGUGCGGACAUGGUUUUAGCGUUGUUUCCUUUUUCAUAACUUUUUGUCUGACCAAAAACAUCUUGUGCGGCGGAAGAAAGCAUAAAACAGCUGAGUUAGCGCAUGUUUCACACACCGUAAUUUACCUUUAACGGUGGCAUUGUGUACGACCCUUCGUACCUUUGUUUUCGUUGCCAUGCUCAGCUUCUUGUUUGUUUUUUACGGCUUACUACUUUUAAAACUCCUGGCGUAUUGCCCCAAGAGGACUAUCCUCUCCCAUCCCCCUUACCCCCUCUGUCAGAGCAUGGCUCAGGAGACCAAUCAGACGCAAGUGCCAAUGCUUUGCACUAUGGGAUGCGGUUUCUAUGGUAACCCCCGCACCAACGGCAUGUGCUCGGUCUGCUACAAGGAACACCUGCAGAGACAACAGGGAGGGGGGCGAUCCAGCCCCCCUGGAGAGAAAGCUGCUACUUCACCAGUGGGAUCACCAGGAUCAGUCGGUGCAACUGUGGAGAGCACAACCUCAGAGCCCAGUACAGAGGUGGCAGGAACCCCACCUGAGGAACAAACAACCAGUCCCAGCGCCACCAGCCCAGUAACUCAACAGAUGACAGCUAUGAGCAUCUCCCAGGAUUCGGGAGCUGUAGAUUCUGAUCGAGCAGAGGCUGAGGAGGGUGAAGACGAGGGUACUUCAAACAGCUCAGAGCCAGUGGGAGAAGCUGCACAGCCUUCAUCUGAUGGUGACCAGACUCCUGAUAAAAACAAGAAAAAGAAUCGCUGCUUUUCUUGCCGGAAGAAAGUAGGACUUACUGGUUUUGACUGUCGCUGUGGCAACCUGUUCUGCGCCGUUCAUCGUUACUCUGACAAACACGACUGUCCCUAUGAUUACCGGAGUGCAGCCGCUGCCCAGUUACGCAAGGAGAACCCCAUCGUGGUGGCUGAGAAAAUUCAGAAGUUAUGAGGACUGAGUGCAAAAAAAAAAAAAGUCUCUGACUUUGUGAAUUUGAACAAUGGCGACUUGGAUGAAAACACCUGAUAUCAUGGCUUCAUUUGUUCAUGGUAGUGUAAAAGCGGGCGGGGUGGGGGUGGUGCGGUCGCAGCCACAGUCCAGACACUUCCCUUACUAGCAUCUCCCUCUCUCUCCACUAGUGACUGCAGCUGAAUUUGAGUGUUUCUUUAUGUGUGAGUGAGUGUUUGUAUGAAAGUGUGUGUGUGCGCACAUUUGCUUGAGAGCUGGGGAGAGAGCCAUGAGGGCUUGGUGGACAUUUGCCGUGGGAAGGGCAGGCAUUUGAUUCCCUUUUUGUUUCUCAACUUAGGGGGAUUGUGUGAGUUUAUACAAUCCCUGUAGGUAGUUGAAAUUAAAGGGGAUAAGCUGUUAAGGAAUGUGUCAAUAGGGAUAAUGACAGAAACAUUUAGGGGGUCUAGUGAGUUUUUAAAAAAAAAAAAAAAAAAAAAAAAACACAAAAUGAACUGGGUGACUCAUGUAUCAGAGAGACCUUUAAAGGGCUUUGGAAUAUAGUAUUUUAUCCCAGACUCAAAAAUGAUGUCAACUACUUGUCAAAUUGGCAACUCCUUUACUCUGUGGGUCACCACAUGUAGUACUCCAAAGUCUCAGAAUUUUCCAGAUAUGUCUCUCUUUGAUAUAUAGACUUGUAUGGAUACUGGGUGCAUGAACAGUUAUUGGAAGGGGAAAGCAGGGGAGGGACAGGGUAGGGAAACCAAGAACCUUGACUUAACUGUGUGAUUGAAUUCUUUUUUUUUUUUUCUUUCUUUCUGUUUUAAUGAGCGUAUGACAUCAGAAGAUCUAUAUUAAUAUAUUGUAGUUAGCUUGAAUUGUGUGAUUGCAUUCUAUUUAUUUUUUAUCGUUUGGUUGGUCUGUGCUGGAGGAUUGGCAGCAUGUGUCCGCAAAUCUUUAAUGAUUUGCUCUUAACCUUUUCAAUUAUAUUUAAGUAAUUCCAUCCUGAUUAUGUAACCAUUGAAGAAAAAAAAAAAGUACACACAAGCUCUGACAUGAUGGAAUAGAGUCCAGUUAAGCCGUUAUGAGUGAGAUUGUGCAGUAAAAUGUCAAUUAUUUUGGCUUUUAAUACGAAGCACAACAAAGUGUGUCAACUGCAGAGCACAAACUUAGGUGCCACACCUACUCAGUUUUGUUCAGCAUUCAGGUCACUUGCAGUUAAUAUUUGAGCUGUGUUGCAGCCUUGCUGAUGAACUUGCCUUGUUCAGUUGCUAAGAUGUUCUUAUUUGGUAAGGCAGUGUGCUCUCCUUGAAUGACCUUUUAUGUUCUGUGGAGUCAGUAUGAAGCUCCAUGUUUCUCUAACCACCAGCAGACCACUGACACAUGCUGAAUGAAAACUGACCCGGGUCGCAGUUACUCUGUAGAUAACGACAUACGUUCUGCUCAGCAUUGCAACGCCGCAGAGUUGCGUGCUGCGCUUUUACAGCGUGCUCAAAUUCAGAUAAGUCCUUAAAGUGAAGACUGCUUCUAGCUAGCUUGUUCUAGGAAGAUCAGUCCCAGAUGCAUGUGUGCCAUCAAACAUGAGUUACUGUUUUGUGGCUGCACAGUUUGAAAUGAAGCUGGAAUGUUUUUCAAAAGCCUCACAGCAGUAGCACAAUGCAUGGCUGGAACCUUAUGGUUCACGUUAACAGGACUCUAGCAUUUUGUUUUGUCUUUUUUUCAAAUGUAAAUACCAUACGGCUCCUAUUCAUAUAGUAUAAUCUUAAUGUAGAUUUUUGCCAGGUAAUAAAGGUGGGGAAUUAAGGUGAAAAAUAGUACUAUGUGUAUUAAAGUGCUUUUCAUAAUUAUCCCAAAAAAAUGUGCUACAAUUAGCACUGAUAUUUUCCCCAUGUUGUUUCCUCAUUUAUUUACAAGUUUUUACAUUUAAUGUUAAAAUUGUUUUCAAUAACCACUAGUAUCCCCUACAGGUCACGUGGUUUCUAUUUUACAAUAUUAGUCACAUUCUUAACCAGCCCCCCCCCUCCCCAAGCUAUAUUAACAGUGCUGAAUAACAGAGUAUUUCAGUCAGUGCUUUUAUCCUGUUACUGAUUCGUAGCAAUAGCGGUAUUAUGAAAGUUUAAAGGGCCCCUCGUGAGAAAUAGAGGGCCAACUGAGGUUUCAUCUUUUCAUUAUUAAAAGCUUUCCCUGUAAAUGUUGCUUGAUGUGGUUCAUUAUCUAUUAAUGAAAGAGCUGUAGAAAAGUUGCAAGGAAUUUGCGAGGUAUGCAUUUUCAAAAUAAGCCACUGCAAAUCGUGUGGGAUCGGAAUGACACUUUUCCUUGUGUCUGCUUCGUGUUGGGCCUUGAUGAGUUUAGUUCUGGCUCUUCUGAUUGGAAAAUUAGCCUUUAUGGCAUUUUUGUUGGCAUUUAGAAUGGAUAAGCUGAUCCUAUAGUGACUGAUUUAACCUCUUCCUCCAUCACACCUAUAGUGGAAAUUUUAAAUUGAGAAUUUGUUCAUCUUGAGUGGUAACAAGGAGAAUAAUAUUCAGGGGGACAUGUGGCUGGUGCUGCUCUGUAGUUUGGUGUAUGUUAUAUACACAGAAUUCUCAGAUUUGCUGGGUCAAUGACUACAAAAUAUUGUUGCGCGCAACAAGCUCAAUGUUCCUUUACCAAUUAAUUGUCUUUUCAUAGAAGUGUUUUACUUAUGAUGAUUGUUCAGCUAUGUAAAUCAUGGGGUUUACAUGGUUUACACUCACUUUCUAUUGACUGCUCAUAUCAAUGCUCCAAACAUUUGAACAUGUUUUUUCUUAAUAAAUGUGAGCAGUUUGAAUGUAAACCACCAUAAGUCACACAAUAAGUUGUAAUGUCGUCAUCAAACUACCAGGCCCUGAUAAUGACUGUCCUUAGGCCGGGGAUGGAGGCCUGGUUGUCUUGUAUGUGAUUUGGGACAUCUGACAUCAUUAAAAUCUUUUGACUGUUUGACUUGCCACCAGCAAUUAGGGCUACCAUACCUGAAUAAUCUAGAUGCUAUCAUUACAUAUACUUUUUUUUUCUCUCUUUUUGUUGCAUUGAUCUUUUUUUUUUUUUAAUGUUUUUAAGCACCUGUCAUAAUCAGUGACUUCUUCAUGCAAGGGUUUUGAUUGAGAAUAAUAAACCUGUGAGUUAUGAUGAAUUUGGAAAUUCAGCUUCACUGCAGAAGUAAAGACAGAUGAAGAUGACUUUAUUCAUUCUGUCUUUCAAGUUGAGCUUUAGGGACAUCAGAUGAAACCUACAAUGUUCAAAGAGGUGUAGUUCCUGUCCCUUGGCACUCCAGUCCCCCAGAAACACCACCAGAUAUCUUUUUAUUUUAUUUUAUUAUUUUUCUUUUAAGAGUUAGGAUUGUAUGAUGUGUAAGAGUAAGUAUAAACAAUAAAAUCACAAAGUUUAUUUUAA